AUGCUCCAUGGCUCCGGGCCUGGCGCAAGCGGGUGGGCCAACUUCAACCGCAACAUUGAGCCGCUGGUGAAUGCCGGUUACCGCGUCAUUCUGAUGGACUGCCCAGGCUGGAGCAAAAGCGAUCCAAUCGUCAGCGAAGGCUCGCGCUCGCAUCUCAACGCACAAGCGCUCAAGGGUUUACUUGAUGCGCUAGACCUCGACCAGGUGCACAUCGUAGGCAACUCGAUGGGCGCCCACACCACGGUGGCAUUCGCGCUCGACUACCCCGAACGCAUUGGCAAAUUGGUGCUGAUGGGCGGCGGUACAGGCGGCAACAGUGCCUUUGUGGCGCAGCCCACCGAGGGCAUCAAGUUGAUCGGCGCGCUGUAUCGCGAUCCCACGAUUGAGAACCUGAAGAAGAUGAUGACCGUCUUCGUCUUUGACGCCAGCAGCAUGACUGAAGAGUUGUUCCAGACGCGCUUGGACAACAUUCUUGCCCGUAAGGAACACCUGGAAAACUUUGUCAAAAGCAGCACGCUGAACCCCAAACAAUUCCCCGAUGUCAGCCACCGCCUGCACGAGAUCAAAGCCCAAACCCUGAUCGUCUGGGGCCGUGAAGAUCGGUUCGUGCCCAUGGACACCGGCCUGCGCCUGCUGGCCGGCCUACCGGAUGCCCAACUGCAUGUGUUCAACCGUUGCGGCCACUGGGCUCAGUGGGAACACGCCGAGACGUACAACCGCCUGCUCGCUGCUGACCUGCGUAACGCGGACGCUCACCGCCAAGCGAUUGCGCCGCUGCGCGAACAGAUCGGCGAAGACAAUGCCGAUGCGGCUUACGCCAUUCAGCGCCUCAACGUGGCUCACGUUGUCGCCAAUGGCGGCCGUGUUGUGGGUCGCAAGAUUGGUCUGACCAACCCAAAAGUACAACAGCAACUGGGGGUGGAUCAGCCGGACUUCGGCACCUUAUUCGCGGCCAUGUGCUACGGCGAUAACGAGACCGUGUCUGCCAGCCGCGUCCUGCAGCCAAAAAUAGAAGCCGAGAUCGCCUUGGUUCUGGAGCGUGAUCUGCCCUUUGCAGACACCACGUUUGCUGAUGUAGCAGUUUCCGUUGGUUGGGUUAUGCCAGCACUCGAAAUAGUCGGCAGCCGCAUCCAGGACUGGAACAUUCGCUUCGUCGACACCGUGGCAGACAACGCAUCGAGCGGCGCGUUUGUACUGGGCGGCCCGGCCCGGCGCCUGGACGGGCUAGACCUGCGUCAAGCCAGCAUGCGCAUGACCCGCAACGGUGAGCUGGUGUCCAGCGGUAGUGGAGCAGAAUGCCUCGGCCACCCAUUGAAUGCAGCUGCUUGGCUGGCGCGGACCCUCGCUCGUCUGGGCGAUCCGCUGCGCGCCGGGGACAUCAUCUUAACCGGCGCAUUGGGGCCCAUGGUGGCGGUGGCUGGGGGUGACCGAUUCGAGGCUGAGAUCGACGGCGUAGGCCGAGUCAGCUUGAAUUUUAGUGCCGAGAGAUCCGUGGCCAGCGCACAAGUGAGGCAACAACCA
Molecule: messenger RNA, 1521 nt
Organism: Mesorhabditis spiculigera
Lineage: Eukaryota; Metazoa; Nematoda; Chromadorea; Rhabditida; Rhabditidae
Source: the annotation of a GenBank genome assembly